Messenger RNA from Pyricularia grisea, 4753 nucleotides. RefSeq lists its product as uncharacterized. The coding region runs from base 670 to 3846 and encodes 1058 amino acids. The record is from RefSeq and is a predicted model, not a curated record. NCBI's taxonomy places the organism in Eukaryota, Fungi, Ascomycota, Sordariomycetes, Magnaporthales, Pyriculariaceae. The transcript has 6 exons.
CCCCUUUGCUCCCGACAAUGUCAACACUCCAUUCUCCCCAUCCUGUUAUUUUUUUUUCUUCCUCGCCAUUUGCAGAUCUUCGACGCCGCAACGCUCCAAACCAUGCGCCCGGCCACAACCAACAAACAACAUCCGAUGACAAGCUCGCCUCGACUAAUACAACUUUCGGCAAGCUUCUCCCCCCGGCUAUAGCUCCGCCCUCGAUUUUGAGAUUUCUCGAGAGACGCGGCUAGUAUCCGUUUCCCAGGACCACAAUCACCACUUCGCCCACUCAUACAACCCUAGUCUUAUUAGACAGCCACGAACUUCAUCCACGAAUCAUAGGGAAUCCGCGUCUAGCUUUAUUGCACUUCGCGCCGGAAGAGACUUCCAACUCGCAUAUAAGGCACAUCACGCGUUUUCGGUUUCCGUGCAGCCCUCCACGACAAAAUAUUUAAACCUUGGUUGCGGCUGCGAAUGCCCAUCUACGAUACACGCCAAACAAAAUCCCAUUUACUUCGCGCCCGACCACGCCUUUCCGCACGCGUCUACCGAGCUUUGCUCAUUACGUUUCAACUCCCCAGAACGUUCCCCGCUUGCGGAACAACUUUGAUAUAAGUUUUUUUGCUCAAAUCGGCAAGCACAAAACUGGACUAUCUUCAACGCUACGACUCGCAACAGUAACCGGUCAUGGUGCUGUUCAAGCGCAAGCCGGUCCGGUUCCUCGAACCGCCGCAAGUACCCGAUGGCUCCUCCGAGGUCUGGUACAUUGACCAGACUGGCGAGAUGUUCCUCACAUAUGAGGACUAUCUCAACAGGAUGGACUUUUAUAAGCAGCGCCGAUUCAUUUGCCAGAUAACAGGUCAUUCAGGCUUGACCUUCUUCGAUGCCCUUAAAAGCGAGCUCCAUGGUGCUCAAGAGGUCGAUCAGGCGUUUCCAGAAUCAUUAAAAGGCCCAAUCCUACGGCGCGUUCAAUUCUCCACAGUUUCGAGGAUAGAUCAUCUUGUUGAUCAGGUCUUUGACGAGUUCAAGUCAGACUACUAUCCUGGCGAAUCUGUGGGUAUCCAACUCAUGGAGGGAGAUCGGCAUCAAGGCGUCGUACGGGAAAAGGUUAAGUUCCCGGGUAAAUUGCUCCCCGACGGCAGCUCGACAAAGCCAUAUGCUUCGUAUACCGUCAGCCUUGACAGCAUGCCGGGACAGGAGGCACAAGUUGAUAGCGAACACAUCUGGCGCGAUCGCAAGGUCUUUACCAAGUCGGUCUUACGAUCCUUCAUCAAGAAGACGGUCACCAGGGAGGCUUGGAAUGGCGCGCCAUGGCUGGUCAAACACGACGUCGCAGCCAAGUAUCAUAUUGAUACACGGGUGCCCACUCAUCUACUUUACGACAGCAAACUCCUGGAGCGUAAGCAUCUGCAGGCUCAAAAGAAGCACCAAAGCUCGGCGGAUAGCAGCUUUAAUGGCGCCAAUGGCACGCAGCUUGUCAACGGGAAUGGCACAAUGCCGACUAACCCCUUCAGUUCUAAUGGCCCAAUGCGUCUGCCAGAGCUCAAGCCCGCCCCCAAGAGCCACAAGCCGAAACACCUCCAGGGUCAGCAAGCCGCCAAAGGUAAAUUGGCCGGUCUUGUUCACCCAGAGAUUUGUCAUGACAUGAUGCCGCCGCCUAUUCCGGGAAAUCCUUUACAAUUCUCAAUGCCAUACCAAAAUUCGGGCAAAAUGAUUCCCAUGAUGUACCAACCCGAACCGCCACCACCACCUCCGCCUCCGAAAUAUCCCAUCGAAGACUUGCAGCUAGAGUCACGUGGCCACGUUCGACCGAAGAUAAAGUUCUUGUGCAAGGAUCCGCCAGUCGACACGGAGAAGAUUCCUCCUCUCGGCGAGCACAUCUUGAUGAAGUCGGUGGGGCCAUUGUUGGAAACUUGGGACACUCUCAAUGUCUACUGCGAGGUCUUCAAGCUGGACUCUUUCACAUUUGACGAUUACGUGGAAAGUCUGGUUGUUGCAUCAGAGGAGGUCAGGCCUCAGCUUUUUGACGAGAUCCACUGCUCAAUACUAUCGGUCCUGGUCAGCUCGGAAAAGGACGGCGGCGAAGCCCAGAUUCAGCUUCCCGCUCUGGAUGAUGACGAUGAUGACGAAGAGGAAGAGGAAAGCCGGUCACCAACGCCUGAGCCCGAGCCAAAGCCAGCCAAACGGGCGACUAGGAGCAGCCUUGCCAAGGCCGAGGCAGAGCGCUUAGCCAACGAAGCCGCGGCCGCUGAGAGGGAAAGUGAGGAACAAGCUGCACUCGCUGCUAAGCGACACCGCGCCGAGGACGUCCUGGAGGACUACGACUGGGUCGAGCAGGCUGCAAAGCGAAACUUUCAGGAUGGUGGUUGGGAGCGCAUCAUGGUCGGGUUGCUACACCAGAUUUCCCAACGGGAGCGCUUGCAUGAUUCGUGCGAGGAUAUACUGGCGGAGCUUGUCCCUACGGCCGAAGAGCCUACGCAGGAGACGGUGCGCCGGAAUUACGCUACAAUGGACGUCAACAUGCGCGUCGCUGCCCUGCAGUUAAUAUGCAUGUUGACUGUGGAGACCAAGGCCGUUCGUGCCUAUAUGGAGGAGUGCAGUGAGACGAUGACUGAGUACAGAAAACAAAAGAUUGAGCUCCAGCGGCAAAGGAAACUUGCGAUCGAGGAGCUGAAGGCGUUGAACGAGGAGCGGAAGAUCCAGCUGCCCGACAAUAUGCCUCCAUCGCCGAAGCCCGAAGUUCCCAAGGCCAACGGCGAUGUUUCAAUGACAGGUACCAACGAUCAUGCUUCCCCGCUGGUUGACGACGAUACGAUGAACGCCGAUACGACUGAAGAUGACGUGGCGAUCGGAAGGGGGUUAAGGCGCGCACAGGAUCGUGCAGCGCAAAGGCAGAAGAAGCGGGAGCUUGAGGAAGAGCGUAAAAGGGAGAAGGAGGCCGCAGCGGCAACCAAGGCGCCGAAGCAAACUAAGCAGUUUAUAAAACUUCUGAAGGACAUCCAAAAGAAGGAAGACACGAUCAAGGAACUUGAGGCCGAGAUUGCCGUCAUCGACAAUGACCUGCGCGAAGCCGACUGCCCGCGGACGCGUGUUCUUGGCAAGGACCGAUUCUGGAACAGGUAUUACUGGUUUGAGCGCAACGGUAUGCCUUACGCUGGCUUGCCGCAGAGUUCGACUGCCGAGGCUGAGUAUGCGAACGGGUGCAUAUGGGUGCAAGGGCCGGACGACAUGGAGCGCGAGGGCUACAUUGACCUUGCCCCUGAGCAAGAAAAGGAGUACAAGGCCAAGUUCGGCAUGACUGUUGCCGAGCGCAAAGCCAAAGACGAGGGCCUAACGAGCGUGUUCAAUGCGCGCCAGUGGGGUUUCAUUUCGGAUCCAGACGACGUGAAAAAGCUCAUUGAUUGGCUCGACCCCCGCGGCUUCAACGAGCUCAAGUUGAGAAAGGAGCUCGUUGCCUUUAGGGAACGAAUCGAGACGCAUAUGCGCAACAGACUAAAGUACAUCGGCAGCCCAGGAGAGGAGAAGCCAGUGGAAAAUGAGACUGACAAAAAGGAGAAGACGCCCGAGAAGGAGCCCGAGAGGAAGUCUGGGUUCACGGCUGUCAACUCGGGUAAGCGGUCAACUCGCGGCGUUGCCGCAGCCAAGGCCGCUGUGGUGCAGUCGACGCCCGAACCGCCUCAAUACCGCUGUCUCAAGUGGGAGAAUCAAACCAUGAUAGAGGACGUGGGCCAUAUACACAGUGUCCACCCGCCUCCACCUCGAACCAAGAAGCCCAGUCGGAAAAAGGAGGCUGCGGAUGCCUCUGCUGCGGCUGACAAGAAGGGCAAGCCGCUAGGCCGGCAGGGAACGAGAUAUAACUUUUAGACAAGCUGGUCGACUUUGGCCGGUUGUGAGCCUACUUCGCCUCCGUAUCCGCUGAACGCCACAUUACACAUCUCUGUUGGACCAGCACUGAUUGCUUGUCAUAUCUACGGUUUCGCUUGCGGCAUUAUGAAUACCCUUUUGCGGCAUACUCUUGUCACUAUACUGCGCUUGUCGCCACUUUUGUCGCCACUACACUUUUUUUUAUCUGCUUCUCUUCCCAUAUCUUCGCGUCUUUACAGGAAGCUCCGAGACUCGAAUCACAACGACUGGGGUAUUCCAUCACGCAUCACAUGGCUUACCGGGUGUUACUUCGUGCUACAAAAGGGAAACAGAAAAAAGUUACUUGAAGCGCUUGAAUGUUUCUUUAUUUUUUGGCUUGGGUUAUCUUUUGGCGGUUCACGCGGUGAUAAGGUGGUUUGUUUUCGGAAAAGAGAAAAUAGAAGGAAGGCCUCACAUACAAAAAAAACACUACAUAGAUACAGCUAAUACUCACAUCAUCCCAUAUACUUGGAAUGACUUUUCUAUUCAGCUUUACGUCUGUCCUUUUUUCCAACUCCUUUAUUAGCCAGAGUUGUGUCUUUUCUUCUUCUUUGUUUUCAUCUGUGUUCUUUUUUUACUCAAAGCUCGUCCUGUCUAUGUCCAGCAAUCUUGAUGUUGAGGCCCGGUAUGUUGGCAAUCGAGAUCUUCCUUGUGGCGGCGGCCGCGACCCUGGUGGGACCCAGGUCAUCGUACGAGGUGGUGACACCCGGCGGCGUCCAGGGCUUGACGCGGCCCUGGAACACGUCCAGACCCCACUGUUGGAUGGACCGCGGGUCGACGGGCCGUCCGCGCGGGUACGGGUAGACCCUGUCCUUGGAGAGCUGGUGCAGAGCGCCUGCCGGUCGGCCCUCGACGAUUUCUUCGCCCG